CGAAUUUGGCUAGACCGGAGUGGUCGAGGUUGGGCUGUAGCUGGGCUCGGCUUUCUCAACUACGGUUAGACGUAGGAGAUGGAACUUGAGGUUUGGAUGAAAGCGAGCUUUGCAAUCUGUAUCUAAGUAUCAGUCCUGAUUUCGUCUAGUGAGAUCAAGGUCUGAUCUAAUGCAAAGAGCACGAGGAAUGAGCAGGCCGGUCAGUGGUAUUCGAUCUAAUAAAGCACCCGCGGGAGAUGCGGUGCGGUACGAUGCAAGCGCCGAUGGAGAGAAGGUUUUCGUCUUCUCUUCUCUCCUCCACUCUUUGCUGUCAAUUAUUUUUUCUUUUCUUCUUUUUUUCUCUCUUCUCGGGGCCCCGAAAGUUGUCUGGAGGUCAGGUAUCUGGUUCACAAGGUUCUGACUGUGCUAUGGGGGUGGCGGGGUGAGGGG
This is a messenger RNA of Mollisia scopiformis, 429 nucleotides long. RefSeq lists its product as uncharacterized. Bases 264 to 425 code for a protein of 53 amino acids. The transcript is spliced from 2 exons. NCBI's taxonomy places the organism in Eukaryota, Fungi, Ascomycota, Leotiomycetes, Helotiales, Mollisiaceae. The record is from RefSeq and is a predicted model, not a curated record.